This is a messenger RNA of Chelmon rostratus (copperband butterflyfish), 4985 nucleotides long. RefSeq names its product kelch-like family member 17 (gene klhl17). The record is from RefSeq and is a predicted model, not a curated record. Gene Ontology annotation, molecular function: protein binding. Lineage: Eukaryota; Metazoa; Chordata; Actinopteri; Chaetodontiformes; Chaetodontidae. The transcript is spliced from 12 exons. Bases 230 to 2023 code for a protein of 597 amino acids.
CAUGAGGUUUAAAUUAAAUGAACAAUUGCACUCACGAGACACAGACAGCUGUAGGACCGCAGUGGGAGAAUUUUCCGUUUUAAUUUGUAGUCCGUUACGUUAAACUGCCACAAAGCUGGGCAAGCUAACAAACAGGAAGAAAUCAUUGCUGUCAUAUCGACACCGACGACGGCUGGCGUUGCCCAAAGUGCGGCCCAGGCAAGAGCCCGCGACCGCCACAUCAGGCACCAUGAUGGAAGGGGGCAUGCAGCUGCUCAACCGCGACGGCCACAGCAUCUCGCACAAUUCGAAGCGGCACUACCACGACUCCUUCGUGUCCAUGAACAGGAUGCGACAGCGCGGCUUGCUGUGUGACAUUGUGCUCCAUGUCUCCAACAAAGAAAUCAAGGCGCACAAAGUGGUGCUGGCAUCCUGCAGCCCCUACUUCCACGCUAUGUUUACCAAUGAGAUGUCGGAGAGUCGGCAGACCCAUGUGACCCUACACGACAUUGACCCUCAGGCUUUGGAACAGCUGGUCCAGUACGCCUACACAGCAGAGAUUGUGGUUGGGGAAGGCAACGUUCAGACGCUGCUCCCAGCAGCCAGCCUGCUGCAGCUCAACGGGGUGCGGGACGCCUGCUGUAAGUUCCUCCUCAGCCAGCUGGACCCCUCCAACUGCCUGGGUAUCCGAGGAUUCGCUGACACACACUCCUGCAGCGACCUGCUCAAGUCAGCACACAAGUAUGUCCUGCAGCACUUUGUGGAGGUGUCCAAGACAGAAGAGUUCAUGCUGCUGCCACUGAAACAGGUCCUGGAUUUGAUCUCCAGUGACAAUCUCAACGUGCCAUCUGAAGAGGAAGUGUACCGGGCCGUGUUGAGCUGGGUGAAACAUGAUAUAGAUGGGCGUAGGCAACAUGUACCGUGGCUGAUGAAGUGUGUGCGGCUGCCGCUGCUGAGGCGAGACUUUCUGAUGAGCAACGUGGAUACAGAACUGCUGGUGCGUCACCACUCGGAGUGCAAGGACCUGCUGAUCGAGGCUCUCAAGUAUCACCUGAUGCCUGAGCAGAGGGGAGUUCUCAGCAACAGUCGAACGCGGCCGCGACGCUGUGAGGGCGCCAGCCCUGUGCUCUUCGCCGUUGGUCAGUGUGCCCCUGAAGGUGGUGGCAGCCUGUUUGCUAUUCACGGAGACUGCGAGGCGUACGACACCAGGACAGAUCGCUGGCACAUGGUGGCGUCCAUGUCCACUCGGCGGGCACGGGUGGGGGUGGCAGCCAUUGGGAACAGACUUUAUGCUGUUGGGGGGUAUGACGGCACCUCAGACCUCGCAACCGUGGAGUCCUACGACCCCAUCACUAACUCAUGGCAGCCUGAGGUUUCCAUGGGAACACGGCGGAGCUGUUUGGGUGUAGCUGUCCUGCAUGGCCUGCUGUAUGCUGCUGGAGGCUAUGAUGGAGCUUCCUGCCUCAAUAGUGCAGAGCGAUACGACCCUCUGACCAGUACAUGGACCUCGAUUGCUGCUAUGAGCACCCGUAGGAGAUAUGUUCGAGUAGCAACUCUGGAUGGCAACUUGUAUGCAGUGGGAGGUUACGACAGCUCCUCCCAUCUCGCAACAGUGGAGAAGUAUGACCCCCAGAGCAACACAUGGACAGCCAUUGCCAACAUGCUGAGUCGACGCAGCAGUGCCGGGGUGGCCGUGCUGGAUGGCAUGCUGUACGUCGCAGGAGGCAAUGACGGCACCAGCUGCCUGAAUUCUGUGGAGCGGUUCAACCCCAAGACCAACACGUGGGAGGGAGUGGCCCCCAUGAACAUACGCAGGAGCACCCAUGACCUCGUGGCUAUGGAUGGAUGGUUGUAUGCAGUGGGAGGUAACGACGGCAGCUCCAGCCUCAACUCCAUCGAGAAGUACAACCCCCGCAGCAACAAAUGGGUCGCAGCCUCCUGCAUGUUCACGCGGCGCAGCAGUGUUGGCGUGGCUGUGCUGGAGCUGCUGAACUUCCCACCGCCCUCCUCGCCCACCCUCUCGGUUUCCUCCACCAGCCUUUGACACGGGGUCACCGCUUGGCUGACCUCAGCCUCUGCUGCUACAGCCCAGACCGGCUCUGGGAAGAGACGCAAUUGCUCGGUUUGAGACGGGGAGGAGGAAGAGGACGGGAGUGGACAGGUAAAUGAAUGGAGGGGUAGAAGACAGAGGGAUGGUGUGAAUAAGGCUCCUGGCUAAGUUAAUAGACAGUGCCCUCCAGAAUUAGUAGCACUCUUGGUAAAGAUCGGCCAACCAAUGGUUUAAAAAAACUGUGCAACAUAAUGUAAGUCCUCUAACUAUAAAGGAAGCAAUCUCUGUCCGUCUGUCAAUCUGCCUCUACAACUGUUCAUCCAAUCAACUUCACACUUGGGUGUAUUGCUGAUGACCCAAGGAAGUGCAGUGUUGAGUGUGAAGUAGUUUGGAUGAGCAAUUCCAAUGCCAGGGAUCCCCUUUUCAAGACGGCUGUGACUGCAAGCACUGUCCCGUGUACACAUCUAAGCAUGAUGCAUUGGAUUUUCAACACGUCAUUUGAUCAAAUUGAUUUUCUAAAUGUUUCAUCAUUGGCCCCCAUAUUAAAAGUAAUUUCUCCACCAUUAUGUACUGUUAUGGUAACGUAACAUUACACAAUGCGUCAUCUAACGUAGUUAUUCGUAUAUUCUCUGUUUACUUUAACAAGCAUGUAUGAGUGAGAAAAUGGUUUAAAGUAAUGCUAGAGACUGUUCUUACAGUCUAUAAAUCCUUUCAGUGCCACACACUCAUAUAUAUCAUCACUCUGUCAUAAGCUUUUCAAUUUUUAAGUCAAGUGCUUAGGUAAAUAUACGAAUUCUCCAGUUCAGAGAAAGGGUUGUCACAGCAAUCCAUUUGGUCUAGUAUUAUAUUUCUAGCAUCAGGCAUCUGACAAAUGGGGUUUAUUAUUAUUAAUAUCAUAACUCAGCAGUGACGUGCAAAUUAGAUGAUGGUGAUUAGAAGAUUAAAAAAAUACUGAAAUAUUAAUGACAAGUUUUUGAAAUGUAUUGGUGUAAAUUGUUAUAUUAAUCAUUACAAUAAAAAAUCUUUAGAAUAUUCUUUGCAUUAGUUGUUGAUAAAGGAUGCUAGAUUUCAGUACCCUCGAGAGACAUGUGCCACACUUAACUAUAUUCGUUUUUCACAACAUCAGAGGAUUCCUGAAAGAUUUUUAAUUGUAUGGCCAAACCAAUCUGGUCGCUCUAUACCAAGUUUGCCAUCAGUUCUGGAGUGCACUGUGUCUGAUCUGGAUGCCUGAAACUCCACUGUACAGCUCCACCAUACAGAUACCAGCUCCCACUCUCCUCAAGAGUACAAAGAUGUUCCCGGAUAAAGAUGUGUUGACAUUAACGACCUCUCCUCGAGCUCCACUUUUUUCCCCACCACUCUCACAGUGUUUGACACACUUAAUGUGAAACGUCGUGGGCACUUAAUUCUGUCAUGUGUGAUGUAAAUGUUUUUGGUUUGAUGUUGUUGUCCUCUGCAAGAGUUUUCUUUUGAUGUCAGGAUUUUUUGCAAUAAUGUACAAAAAAAAAGAGAAACUGAAUGAUUUUACUUUUGGAAUGUAGCUUUUGACUGGUUAUACCAUGCAUGUUUACACAUUGGCAUCGACUCCCAACCGGAGGAUAAAAUGUUGUAGUGCUGCUAUGCCACACUAGGUGGCAGUAACAGGCAAUGUUAUAAACCCUUCCCACACGACAAGAGAGCAUGGAUGCCAACAAGACACAAACGUUAGGCCCUCAGAACUGUAUAUGAGUUUGAUCCUUUUUUUAUAUAUAAAAACAAAGAGUAAUUAUGUUGAACCAUAUGUAUUUAUAAAAAUGUAUAAAUUCUAAUAUAUUGUUUUAAAAAUGCUUAGAGAAGGAAACAGACCUGACCUAUGCCUUUCGGUGUAUGACGUGCAUAUCGUCAAUGAAAAUGACAAAGAGAAUGUCUGAGUGUGAGAGAGGCAGCUGAUCAGUUUGUGUGCAUUUGGAGUUUCUCCCGGUUAAGAGGACUGAUUGUUGCAUUUUGAUAUGCAGCGUUUGAUUUGCAUUUCUUCGUGUUUCUUCACUGCCACAAACAUGAUCUCACGUGAAUCUGUACCUUCCGUCCGCUACAUUUGUGCAAAAGUCCUUUAGUUUCUGACAAAGCAACUAACCAGUUGAUGAAAGGACCCUAUAGUGUCUUUAUUCCUGCUUCUUAAUGAAUUUUAAAUGGCUAUGGCAGUAGGUACAGUCCUUGGAGACAUGACAGUUUAAAAUGACAAUAAAGCAGCAAGUACAAAGUAAGCAAGGACUUUACCUACAGUCAGCCAACACUUGACACUAAUGAGUAAUGCUGUUGACACUUGGUGCUGUCAUACUCCCUUCCACACUCCAUCAAGUGUGGUGUCUUGUUAUAUUACCUCAUUGUUGAAAUGGAUCCAACUCUAUUGCAGCAAAGUUAAACUAGAAACUGUAUGAUUAACCACAAAUAUACUGGUUACAGAACGUCACCACUGCACUUGCAUUGCCUAACAUAAAUGGAUCACUUUGAGUCUUUUUGACUCAGUUAAUACCCAGGUUCAGUUCAGUUCAUGUGUAGUGCAGUGAUACCAUUCCAAACUUCUGAGAAGUUGCCUUUCUUUCCUUUUUUUUUUAAGGAUUUUGUUAAUCCGGUUCUGUUUAUCAACUUAUCUAUUUACUUUUCAUUUGUUAGAGCGGACCCAGUAUAAUAGGGGCUGUGAUGGUCUUAUGGAGAUGUUGUUAAGAUUUCAAGAGAAAGGCACACAAAACCACCUAAGACUUUGGCCUUCAUUCCGCUGAACAAACUGUAAAUAGAAAGAUAGCUUAUCUUAUAUCCAUAUGUGCAAUUUCAAUGUGACUGUAGUUUUUUUUAAGUUUGUGUUCAGUGUGGUGAUUAUUGUUUAUUUAUGAUAUGUUUGUUAUUUAUGAGGAACUUUAAAAUAUUGAAUUUUGCACUAUUGCGAAAUGGAGCAAUACACUGUAAAAAAAAAACAAAA